AUGAACACAUCACUCUUUCCAACGCUUAUAAUACUAGCCACUGUAUUAUCCGUUGCUUUUAGUGGAACAUGCAGUCCUGGAACAUACUCGUACCAAAACCACUGCCUGCCAUGUACACCUGGACAUUAUUGUCCAGAUGGUAUCAAUCAAUUCCGUUGUCAAUCAAUGACAUAUCAAUCUGAUUUUGGAGCAGCAACAUGUCAACAAUGUGGAUACGGAACAUAUUCCAUUUGUCCCGACACAAAACAAUGCAGUUCAUGUCCUCCUGGCUAUAACUGUCCUUAUUUCUAUCCGUGGGAAACCUAUCAACCACCAACAAAAUGUCCAGCAGGAACAUUCAACCCAGGUACGAACCCGAACUAUUACCCGACCAGCUGUUCUCAAUGUGGACCGAACACAUAUCAAACAGAAAAGGGAUCAACUAAUUGUCUUACAUGUCCAAACGGAUUCAAUUGCACUAAUCCAGCUUUGGCACCCACACCAUGUCAAACAGGCACAUAUCGAAACUCUCAAGUUACCCUCUGUACAACAUGCGCUCGUGGUUAUUAUGCAGCUCACCAAAAAGCGGCAAUUUGUCUCCAAUGUCCGGCUGGUUACAAGUGCAGUGAUCCCAGUAAAUGUCCAAUACAAUGUCCAGCUGGUAAAUAUUCGAAUGCAGGUAGUGUUACUUGUACGGUAUGUCCAAACAAUAGUUGUACUGGUAAUUAUGCGCCUGUUAAUGCACCGUGUAUAACAAGUAUUAGUGAAACGUCGGCAGGUAUUUGCUCAGAGACAAGUACAGCAGUGACUCCAAAUAUCGGUUAA
Molecule: messenger RNA, 804 nt
Organism: Didymodactylos carnosus
Lineage: Eukaryota; Metazoa; Rotifera; Eurotatoria; Philodinida; Philodinidae
Source: the annotation of a GenBank genome assembly